Messenger RNA from Annulohypoxylon truncatum, 1661 nucleotides. RefSeq names its product aldolase. The transcript has a single exon. Gene Ontology annotation, molecular function: 4-hydroxy-tetrahydrodipicolinate synthase activity. NCBI's taxonomy places the organism in Eukaryota, Fungi, Ascomycota, Sordariomycetes, Xylariales, Hypoxylaceae. The record is from RefSeq and is a predicted model, not a curated record. The coding region runs from base 567 to 1553 and encodes 328 amino acids.
UAUACGAUAUAUUGCUUUGAUAUAAGUCCGAGGUGCAAAUGGCCCGUCUCUCCUAGGGCCGCUAAGUAUUUCGGCUCAUCUACGCCUAACCUUGUGAGUUUAGACCUCGUAGAGGAAGAGCCCUGUGCGAUUCCGUACCAAUCCGUUUCCAUUAGCUCCUUUUCAUUAGGGGCGUUUCGGGUCCAAGACGCAACCAAUGUCGCCUCCUUCGGACCAAUGUCCCAACGAGCAAAAAACAAUUGGAACUAGUAAGACUAAACUAUUCUCUACGCUGCUGACCCACCCCCCACAAGGCAUUGCAUGCAACUCAGAGGACGAAAGAUAUUAGGUUAUGGAAAGAAAACACUAUGUUUCCCAUCCACUAUAUGUUUACUUCAAAUCCUAUAAGUAUAGCUACAAGCCCUCUUUCUCUUUGCCUCAAUUUUCCCCUUUCCCGGCGCCCCUUUUCAUGCUUAUCUCCUUUUCCCAACCAUCAUCUCUACCUCGGUAUAUAUCGGUCCGCAGGCUAGACGGUAAUAUCUUCAUUACUCUCAAUUUCACAUUAUCGCCACUCAGUCAGAGAAACCAUGACUGCCUCAAGCAGCAGCACAGCUAAUGGUCACACGACCACGAGACGGUCACUACCAUGUGGCAUUUAUGCUCCCACCAUGACCUUUUUCGACCCAGAGACUGAAGAGCUCGACAUACCCACCAUCAAGAAGCAUGCCGAGCGUCUGGCCAAAGCCGGUCUAGCCGGACUGGUCACUAUGGGGUCUAACGGAGAAGCUGCUCACUGCACACGCGAGGAGAAGGUAGCAGUGACACGUGCUACCAGAGAAGCUUUGGAUGCCGCAGGUUUCACCACCACGCCCAUCAUCGUUGGGGCUACUGAAGGGAGCGUGAAGGGGACCGUCGAACUCAGCAAGCUCUGUGCAGCGGCUGGCGGAGACUAUGUCCUGAUACUACCCCCAAGCUACUUCCGUGCUCAGAUGGACGAAGAGGCUAUAGUUGGUUACUAUACCGCUUUGGCAGAUGAGAGCCCACUCCCAAUCGUCUUAUACAACUAUCCCGGCGCUGUUGCUGGCAUUGACAUGGACUCGGAUCUCAUUAUUAAGCUUGCCGAACACCCCAACAUCAUUGGAACCAAAUUUACCUGCGGCAGUACCGGCAAACUUACCCGAGUAGCACUAGCUACCAAUGCGAAAACUCCCUCCUCCGAAGGCAGUGGCUACAUGGCAUUUGGUGGCAUAUGCGACUUCACAGUCCAAACGCUAGUAUCUGGGGGAAGCGGCAUCAUCGCGGGUGGCGCAAAUGUGAUGCCUAAGGUUUGCGUCAAGGUAUGGAAUCUAUACUCGGAAGGGAGAAUUGAGGAGGCGAUCGCAUUGCAAAAGGUUCUCUCGCGAGGUGAUUGGUUCUUGACCAAGGCAGCAAUCGCAGGUACCAAACAAGCAAUUCAGAGCUACUUUGGAUAUGGUGGCUACCCUCGGCGCCCACUCAAGCGUCUGGAGAAAGCCAAGAUCCAGUCCAUCGCGGAGGGCAUACAGGAAGUAAUGGAAGUGGAGAAUUCGUUGUGAAUGGGAGAAAACGGGUUACCGGGAACUUGUCUGUGAGACCCACGAGGACUGGCUAUAUGCCGUCAAUAUUAGCCGCGUGGCCGUCAAACACUUAUUCUUGGAAAGUGC